AUGACUAGGCCUUUAUAUCCGCCAUUUCGAUUUGCAGCAGUCGAAGAAGAUCUGUUCAGAGGAGCUCUGCCGAAACCGAGAAAUUAUCGAUUCUUACUUCGAUUACAUCUAAAGACAAUACUCUCAUUGACGCCACAGCCACCACCAGUCUCCAUGUACCAAUUCGCAUCCCAAAACACCAUACAGCUAGUACACAUCAGAGUCGACAAGCCAAAGGACUCUGUACCAUUAACAUACGCCAAGGUCGGAGCUCUACUCAAUACUAUAAUAGAUCCAAACAAUCUACCCAUGUUUAUACACUGUCUAGACGGUGUAAUAGUCACUGGAGUCGUCAUAAUGUGUCUCAGGAAGCUGCAGUGCUGGAAUGUACCCUCUGCCACUAUAGAAUUCACUCGAUUUGUAAAGGAAGGUGUCAUUGGAUCCGACGAGGCUGAAUUUAUAGAGAAAUUCCAAUACGAAUUCGAGAUUGGCAAGUCUCUACCUAAAUGGCUAUGGAAUGGAAACCCAACGUUUCGUAAACAUCCUUCCCUAAAAGUCAGGUUGCCUCCACCUCCUACUCAACCAGACGACGCCCAGGCACCUGGUGGUGGUAAAGGAGAACGUGAAGACAUGAGACGACGUGUGAAUGCAGAACUUAUGUUGGAAAAGCCAAAUUCGACAAAUAAUUCUAGUGAUACUCGCACGAGAGGGCGUAAUGCUCCGUAUACAGAUGAUGAGGAGGAAGAUAUGUCCCGGACAUUACAAGCUCUAGCCUUAGAAGUGCCAACGUACUCUCCAAGAGUGUAG
Messenger RNA from Synchytrium microbalum, 786 nucleotides. RefSeq lists its product as uncharacterized. Lineage: Eukaryota; Fungi; Chytridiomycota; Chytridiomycetes; Synchytriales; Synchytriaceae. The record is from RefSeq and is a predicted model, not a curated record. The coding region runs from base 1 to 786 and encodes 261 amino acids. Gene Ontology annotation, molecular function: phosphatase activity. The transcript is spliced from 2 exons.